Hirundo rustica (Barn swallow) is the source of this 4700-nucleotide messenger RNA. It is a transcript of the gene BCAS3, whose product is annotated as BCAS3 microtubule associated cell migration factor. Lineage: Eukaryota; Metazoa; Chordata; Aves; Passeriformes; Hirundinidae. Gene Ontology annotation, biological process: response to starvation; autophagy. Gene Ontology annotation, cellular component: cytoplasm. The record is from RefSeq and is a predicted model, not a curated record. The transcript is spliced from 24 exons. Gene Ontology annotation, molecular function: protein binding. The coding region runs from base 92 to 2821 and encodes 909 amino acids.
CUGCGGACGCGGUGCGCUGGGUGUCAUUGCCCGGGGGGUCCCAAACAGUGUCAGUGGCGCCGGGAGCCCGGCAGGUGUGUGCCCAGGAACGAUGGCGACAGAGUCCCCGCGCCGCCCCAGUCGCUGCACUGGAGGAGUGGUGGUUCGCCCUCAAGCUGCCACGGAACAGUCAUACAUGGAAAGUGUUGUUAACUUCCUCCAAGAUGUUGUGCCACAGGCCUACAGUGGAACCCCACCAGAAGAAAAAGAGAAAAUUGUCUGGGUCAGAUUUGAAAAUGCAGAUUUAAAUGACACAUCCAGGAACAUGGAAUUCCACGAAAUCCACAGCACUGGGAAUGAGCCCCCGUUGCUGCUGAUGAUCGGCUACAGCGAUGGGAUGCAAGUCUGGAGCAUACCUAUCAGUGGGGAAGCUCAGGAGCUGUUCUCGGUGCGCCACGGGCCGGUCCGAGCCGCUCGCGUCCUCCCGGCUCCUCAGAUCAGUGCUCAGAAAUGCGAUAAUUUUGCUGAGAAGCGGCCUCUGCUUGGUGUGUGCAAAAGCAUCGGAUCUUCUGGCACCAGCCCACCCUACUGCUGUGUGGAUCUGUAUUCCCUGAGAACAGGAGAGAUGGUCAAGUCCAUCCAGUUCAAAACUCCUAUUUAUGACCUGCAUUGCAAUAAAAGGAUCCUCGUUGUGGUCCUGCAGGAGAAAAUCGCCGCCUUUGACAGCUGCACUUUCACCAAAAAAUUCUUCGUUACCAGCUGCUAUCCUUGUCCAGGGCCAAACAUGAAUCCUAUUGCUCUUGGAAGCCGUUGGCUUGCUUAUGCAGAAAAUAAGCUGAUCCGAUGCCAUCAGUCCCGUGGUGGAGCCUGUGGAGACAACAUUCAGUCUUACACUGCCACAGUCAUUAGUGCUGCCAAAACAAUAAAGACUGGGCUGACAAUGGUGGGGAAGGUGGUGACACAGCUCACGGGGACGCUGCCGUCGGGAGCCACCGAGGAGGAAAUCCUGGCUCACAGCAACCUCCGCAGGAGUCCCCUGGUGCCUGGGAUCGUCACCAUCAUCGACACCGAGACAGUGGCAGAGGGACAGGUCCUGGUGAGCGAGGACUCGGACAGCGAUGGCAUCGUGGCUCAUUUCCCUGCUCAUGAGAAGCCCAUUUGCUGCAUGGCCUUUAACCCCAGUGGGAUGUUGCUGGUCACCACUGACACAUUAGGCCAUGAUUUCCAUGUUUUUCAAAUCCUGACACAUCCUUGGUCAUCAUCACAAAGUGCCGUCCAUCAUUUGUACACACUUCACAGGGGAGAGACCGAAGCCAAAGUACAGGACAUCUCCUUCAGCCACGACUGCCGCUGGGUGGUGGUCAGCACGCUGCGAGGCACUUCCCACGUUUUCCCCAUCAAUCCCUACGGGGGCCAGCCCUGUGUCAGGACUCACAUGUCCCCACGGGUGGUCAAUCGCAUGAGCCGCUUCCAGAAGAGCGCGGGGCUGGAGGAGAUCGAGCAGGAGCUGACGUCGAAGCAGGGAGGACGCUGUAGCCCCGUGCCCGGCCUGUCCAGCAGCCCCUCUGGCUCACCCCUCCACGGUAAAUUGAACAGCCAAGACACUUACAAUAACUUCACAAACAACAAUCCCGGGAAUCCUCGACUCCUGCCUCUCCCAAGUUUGACUGUGGUGUUGCCUCUUGCUCAAAUCAAGCAGCCAAUGACAUUAGGGACCAUCACCAAACGCACAGGACCUUACCUGUUUGGAGCAGGAUGUUUUUCCAUAAAAGCUCCUUGCAAAUCCAAACCAGCUCCACAGAUUUCACCCAGUAAGUCUGUGGGAGGGGAGUUCUGUGUCGCUGCAGUCUUUGGAGCUUCAAGGUCGUGGUUUGCAAACAAUUCCGGUCUCAAACGAGAAAAAGAUCAGUCCAAGCAGUUUGUGGUGGAGUCCCUGUACAUCAUCAGCUGCUACGGGAGCCUGGUGGAGCACGUCCUGGAGCCGCGGCCGCUCAGCACCGCGCCCAAGAUCAGCGACGACACCCCCCUGGAGAUGGUCACCUGCCCCAGGGCCAGCUGGACUUUGGUUAGAACUCCUCAGUGGAAUGAACUCCAACCACCAUUUAAUGCAAACCAUCCACUGCUCCUGGCUGCAGAUGCUGUGCAGUAUUACCAGUAUCUUCUGGCUGGCUUGGUGCCACCGGGGAGCCCUGGGCCCAUCACACGGCACGAGUCCUACGACAGCUUGGCCUCCGACCACAGCGGGCAGGAGGACGAGGAGUGGCUGUCACAGGUGGAAAUCGUGACUCACACCGGGCCUCAUCGCCGCCUGUGGAUGGGCCCUCAGUUCCAGUUCAAAACCAUCCAUCCCUCCGGCCAAACCACCGUCAUCUCCUCCAGCUCCUCCGUGCUGCAGUCGCACGGGCCCAGCGACACCCCGCAGCCCCUCCUGGACUUUGACACAGAUGAUCUCGAUCUCAACAGCCUCAGGAUCCAGCCGGUGCGCUCGGAGCCCGUCAGCAUGCCGGGGUCACCGCGGCCCGCGGCCGACCGGCGCGGCGUCUCCACGGUCAUCGAUGCUACUUCAGGGGAAUUGAUCGGAGCACGUAGAACAGAACCAGGAGUUUCUGAGACAUCCACAGAUGCUCUGUCUGGAGUUAAAAUGUUUUCAGUGGUGUUGCUUUCACAAAAAGACAAACUGUUACUCGCUAUACUCCCGCCGUCGUUAUCCUCGUGUAGGAAAUGCUCACGGGAUGCCUUUCCUUGCAUCCAGAACCUCAUGGAUGCAGGCUGGGGGCUGGCACAGAGGCUGUGCUGCUUUCAGAGCUGCAGGCACCAUGCAAACAUCACAGGGUGGGACUGAGCCACGUCUCUUCAAAAUGCAUCCAAAGUGACACUGCACGGAGUGGAUCCCACGCUGACAAAUGACUGGGUCUGGAACCGUAGCUUCCACUUUGGCAGAGCUGCCUGUGAAUUAUGGUUGGUGUUUUCCUAUGUAGAAACACGCUGAAAUUCAAGAUUAAUUUGUUGAACUUCUGUAAAGAGCGUCACCCAGCCCAUCACAAGUUGUGUACUCCAUAAAAACUGCUUGAGUAGAAAAAGGAAGAAAAUCCUAUCAUCACUGCUCCUGCUGGCCUGGCCCAAAAGGACAGGUUUGUGUCCUGAGAGAGGAAGCAGAGCUGGAAAGAAAUGGAAUUGCAGAGCUGGAAAGAAAUGGAAUUGCAGCCCUGCCAGUGCCAGUGGAUCGAUGCAAAGCUGUCCCCUGCUCCCAGCCUGCGCCGUUCGUGCUCGCAGGGUUGAUCUGUCCGUGCCUCCGGCAUCAGCUGGGGAUGAACUGCUGGAGAACAAAAGCUGAUAUUCCUUGUGGCAAUAGGCAGGCAUUCUUGGCGUGCAGGGGAUGAGGGGAAGUGCCCGGCAGCCUCUCUGUUCUUUCAUCUCUUCUUCCAACUCUUUUUGAUUGUUUUCUCCCGCAAAGUUUUGCUCUUGUACGGGGAGAUUUGUGUUUAUAAGCAAAGGGAGGAUGCAGCCCUGCUUACCUCAGAUAGCUUUUCCCAGGCAGUCUCGUGUAUUUGAGGCAAUAAUGGGUUUAGGAAAUUCAUCGAAUGUUAACAGUCACAGGGCUUUUAACCACCUAUCGAUGGAGUGAAAUUUGGCAGAUGACAGAGGAACCUCACGUUUUAUUUUUUUAAAGGCUAAAUAGCUUGUCAGCCGUGCAGAGCCCCUUGAAUUUAUGAGAUCUGAAUGUUGGGGUUUGGGGUUUGUUUUGUUUUUUUCACGUGGAAUCCAGCAGAGUCUCUGACGGAAACUGUUGACCCUUCUUUGUGCUGUUUCUUUACUGUCUCGUCAAACAUCUGGAAAACAGCAUGUUUGCAGUCAUUUCACAACAUAAUUUUGCAUUUACAUCAUGUGUUAUCUGGUAAAAGUUUUCUUGUUUUUUCAAGGAGCGGGGGGGGGAAUAAAAGAAGGAAAGAAAAAAAAAGAAAAGAAAAAUCAGCAAGUCGAAGGCUGCCGUGAGGUCAAGCGGUGCCGGUGGAUGCUGCCUGCACUGAACACAUGUUCAGCUCCCAAAAGCUGAGGCAGUUCCCAAAAAUUUGGUAACCAUUAGAGCACUUCCUAAGUCAGUUCCGGAUGUCAGGCCCGGGCUGGAGGGGGAAGGGGCGUUCCAGGAGAGGGAUUGAGGCUGGCAGCUGAUGGAGCAGAGCACGCAAGGCAGGGCGAGACAGGAAAGGGCCGCUCGGGGAGAGGAUCAGGAGCUCAGCAGAGGAGCUGUGAACUUCUCCUGCGACCCGGGCACGGAGCGCCGCGCGAGCCACCUGAGGGCUCGGGGAUCAGAAAGGAAAUUAAAGGAUCAUUUAAGUGGAGUGGGACCAGACAACUCAAAAUGCCGAUUUUCAUCUCCGAGAGAGGAGCGCUGGGCUAUAUUGAAUUCUUUGAAGUAACGGAGCACGCUUGGUGGAGGGAGGUUUUUUUUUUUUUUUUUUUUUGUUGCAUUCCACGCUCUGGUUUAGCAGCUCCUCUAAUAGAACCCGGCCCUAACUUUUUUCCUAGACCACCUAUUUAUAGUGCUCAAAAGAUUGGACUUUGGAGCACAGCGUGUCCCCUUAGCUGAAUACUCUAUGCUCCUUUCAGUGAUCUGAAAAUAGCUACUUAAGAUAACUCCAAAAUUCAAAUGGCUAUUAAUUAAUAAGCAUAAUUAGAUUAUUUACUUGUAUUUUAAUUAACACAGUAAAUAUUUUAUCUUG